UCCUCCAACCACCCCAUGCAUAGACAGCGAAGACCUUGGGAGGAGGGAAGGUGCAAAUAACCCGCCCUUUUUCCUCUGCAGUUCUCAAUCAGGUCGUACUCCAGGCAAUAUACAGAGACGUUUACCCACACUCGCUACACAGCUGUGUUUGCAUCUCUAGUGAAGAUGUCUGGUCGUGGUAAGGGAGGCAAGGGUCUCGGGAAAGGUGGUGCUAAGCGCCAUAGGAAGGUGUUGAGGGAUAAUAUCCAGGGUAUUACUAAACCCGCUAUUCGUCGUUUGGCUCGUCGUGGGGGAGUGAAGCGUAUUUCAGGUCUCAUUUACGAGGAGACUCGUGGGGUGCUGAAAGUGUUUCUGGAGAACGUGAUCCGAGAUGCUGUCACUUACACCGAGCAUGCGAAGCGGAAGACUGUGACUGCUAUGGACGUUGUUUAUGCGUUGAAGCGCCAGGGUCGUACUCUUCCUGGGCGAUUUCACGUACCAGGCGCUGGAAGGGCAAACUGAUUGUGCAGAAUGGCCAGGACCAAGCAAACUGCUCGUAAAUCCACUGGUGGCAAAGCCCCUCGCAAACAAUUGGCCACUAAAGCUGCUCGGAAGAGCGCGCCUGCUACUGGGGGAGUGAAAAAGCCUCAUCGUUAUCGCCCUGGCACUGUAGCCCUGCGAGAGAUCCGCCGCUACCAGAAAUCUACUGAGCUGCUCAUUCGUAAGCUGCCCUUCCAGCGCCUGGUGCGUGAAAUCGCCCAGGACUUCAAGACUGAUUUGCGCUUCCAGAGCUCGGCCGUUAUGGCUCUGCAGGAGGCUAGCGAAGCAUAUUUAGUUGGUCUGUUCGAGGACACCAACCUGUGUGCUAUUCAUGCUAAGAGAGUCACUAUUAUGCCAAAAGACAUCCAGUUGGCUCGGCGCAUCCGUGGGGAAAGACUUUGGAAAAUGGCGGCGAACGCUGGCGAGAAAACAGAAAUAGAAUAUUAUGUGCAUCAGACUAGUUCGCUUCAGUUUAUAUUUUUCCUGUUUUGUAACGUGUCUGUGACCAUGUCUGAAACUGCACCUGUAGUUGCAGCAGCAGCAGCUGCCCCUGCUCCAGCCUCUAAGGCUCCAGCCAAAAAGGCAAAGAAGGCGGCUGGGGGUUCGAAACUCCGGAAGCCCUCAGGCCCCAGCGUGACCGAGCUGAUCACUAAGGAAGUGUCAGUCUCUAAGGAGCGCAAAGGGCUCUCUUUGGCUGCUCUUAAGAAAGCUUUGGCAGCUGGCGGGUACGAUGUAGAAAAGAACAAUAGUCGUAUUAAGCUGGGGCUGAAAAGCCUGGUGAGCAAAGGUAUUUUGGUGCAGACUAAAGGUACUGGUGCUUCUGGUUCCUUCAAACUCAACAAGAAGCCGGGUGAGAUCAAGGAAAAGGCUCCCAAGAAAAAGCCAGCAGCAAAGCCGAAGAAACCAGCUGCCAAGAAACCCGCCAGCGCCGCUAAGAAGCCCAAAAAGGCUGCGGCCGUGAAAAAGAGCCCUAAAAAAGCCAAGAAACCAGCGGCUUCCGCGGCCAAGAAAGCGGCCAAGAGCCCGAAAAAGGCCAAACCCGCCAAGCCUAAAAAGGCAGCCAAGAGCCCGGCUAAGGCCAAGGCGGUGAAGCCCAAGGCUGCCAAGCCCAAGCUGACCAAACCCAAAGCAGGAAAGGCUAAGAAGGCAGCACCCAAGAAGAAUAUGCCUGAGCCAGCGAAAUCUGCUCCAGCGCCUAAGAAAGGGUCUAAGAAAGCUGUUACUAAGACUCAGAAGAAAGGUGAUAAGAAGCGUAGAAAGACAAGAAAGGAAAGUUAUUCUAUUUACGUGUAUAAAGUACUGAAGCAAGUUCACCCAGAUACUGGUAUCUCUUCUAAAGCUAUGGGCAUCAUGAACUCGUUUGUGAACGACAUUUUUGAGCGUAUCGCAGGAGAGGCGUCUCGUCUGGCCCAUUACAACAAGCGCUCGACCAUCACUUCCAGAGAGAUUCAGACCGCUUUAGUGAGAAUGGCGAGGACAAAGCAAACAGCUCGCAAAUCUACUGGGGGUAAAGCUCCCCGUAAGCAGCUGGCUACUAAGGCUGCCCGGAAAAGUGCGCCUGCCACUGGGGGAGUGAAAAAGCCCCAUCGUUAUCGCCCUGGCACUGUGGCCCUGCGAGAGAUUCGCCGCUACCAGAAAUCUACUGAGCUGCUCAUUCGCAAGCUGCCCUUCCAGCGCCUGGUGCGUGAAAUCGCCCAGGACUUCAAGACCGAUUUGCGCUUUCAGAGCUCGGCUGUUAUGGCCCUGCAGGAGGCAAGCGAAGCCUAUUUGGUGGGGCUCUUUGAGGAUACCAACCUGUGCGCUAUUCACGCCAAGAGAGUCACCAUCAUGCCCAAGGACAUCCAGUUAGCCCGGCGUAUCCGUGGGGAGAGAGCUUAAAAUUCCUAAUGGCAGGAGUUCAUGCAACCAACUAAAAAACCCAAAGGCUCUUUUAAGAGCCACCACGUUUACACUGAAAGGAGCUGUAUUUCUGCUUCAAUAUUUAAACGGAUUAUACAAAAAAAUAAGAGAAUAAAAAAGAUGGCGGUCUACUAAGGAGUAGACAAUUUAGUUGCAUGUUUCGUUUACAGACAUAAGUGGCUAGUACUAAACGACCAUUUUUAUAAAUAAAUGUUUAAUUUGGUUCAAGUUAUGCCAGAAAAAUUUAACAUUUUUUGACAUGAUAUAAGGAACAAUCAGUUAAAACUUGCAGGUUACUUUGACCACUCACAUUUUCAGUGG
This is a messenger RNA of Gopherus flavomarginatus (Mexican gopher tortoise), 2739 nucleotides long. RefSeq lists its product as uncharacterized. Gene Ontology annotation, biological process: nucleosome assembly. Gene Ontology annotation, molecular function: structural constituent of chromatin; protein heterodimerization activity; DNA binding. The record is from RefSeq and is a predicted model, not a curated record. NCBI's taxonomy places the organism in Eukaryota, Metazoa, Chordata, Testudines, Testudinidae. Gene Ontology annotation, cellular component: nucleosome. The transcript is spliced from 7 exons.